GAUGUGCAGGAGCUUGUAGGAAUACUAGAGGAGGCGGGCGAGCUGAAGCGUGUCAAAACGCAGGUUGACGCAGACCUGGAGAUUGCAGAGAUUCUCCGGAGAACCAUGUACGCACAGGGACCGGCGGUACUCUUUGAGGAUGUGAAGGGCUAUGACAUGCCGGUGCUGGGAAACGCCUUUGGCACCAUGAGGAGGCUUGAGAUUGCGCUGGAGACCCGGGACUUUACAGAGAUCGGUAGCAGAAUUGUGGAGAUGACCCGGAUGGACAUGCCGCCCGGACUCCUGGGAAAGCUCAAAAAACUCCCCCAGCUAUCAAAGAUGAGCGAGUCAUUUCCCAAACCGGUGAGCAGCGGUCCGGUAACCAAGGUGGUGCAGAAGAAUCCGACCUUUGACGGUCUGCCGAUCCUAAAGACAUGGGUCGGGGACGCAGGACGGUUCAUCACGCUGGGCCUUGUGGCAACAAGGCAUCCGGAGACGGGCGUGAGGAACCUGGGCGUGUACCGGAUGCAGAUAGUGGACGGCCAACACGUCAUAAUGCACUGGCAGAAGCACAAGCGCGGGGCGCAGCACAGCGAGAUAUCAAAAGCAAAAGGGGAGAGAAUCCCUGCGGCAAUAAUUAUCGGAGGAGAGCCGUCUACCGUAUUCUCUGGGAUUGCACCGGUUCCAGAGGGGCUUGACAAGUACCUCUUCUCGGGAAUAGUGCGCAAGAAGGGAAUCAGCACUGUGAGGUGCAAAACCAUAGAUCUGGAGGUUCCGGCAAACGCGGAGAUCGUGCUGGAGGGGUACGUGGAUCCCGCAGACCUGCGCGACGAGGGGCCCUUUGGCGAUCACACGGGUUACUACACCCCGGUGGAGCAGUAUCCGACCUUUACGCUCACCGGGGCAAUGCACAGGGAGAAUCCGGUGUACCUGACCACCGUGGUGGGCAAGCCGAUACUGGAGGAUGCGUACGUGGGCAAGGUCAUCGAGCGCUCGUUCCUGCCCCUCAUCCAAAUGUUCCACCCGGAGGUUGUGGACUUUGCAAUGCCCGCGGCGGGAUGGUUUCAGGGAAUGGCAAUCAUCUCCAUCAAGAAGAGCUAUCCCGGACAGGCAAAGAAGGUGAUGAUGGGUCUGUGGGGCACGGGACAGCUGGCGCUGACAAAGAUGUUCAUCGUGGUGGACGACGAUGUGGAUGUGCAGGACAUCAACGACGUGAUCUGGGCCAUCACCACUAGGGCAGAUCCCGCCAGGGACACAACCAUAAUCAACAACACCCCCACCGACACGCUGGAUCCCGCAUCCCCGCUGGUGAACCUAGGCUCCAAGCUGGGAAUAGACGCAACGCAGAAGACGAUACAGGAGGGAUUCACAAGAGAGGUGCAGGAGAAGGUUACAGUGGAUGACCGAACUAGGGGCUUGGUGGACUCGCGGUGGAGCACGUACGGGCUCUGA
Geodia barretti is the source of this 1431-nucleotide messenger RNA. Lineage: Eukaryota; Metazoa; Porifera; Demospongiae; Tetractinellida; Geodiidae. The record is from the annotation of a GenBank genome assembly.